Molecule: messenger RNA, 1668 nt
Organism: Gallus gallus (chicken)
Lineage: Eukaryota; Metazoa; Chordata; Aves; Galliformes; Phasianidae
Gene: XBP1
Product: X-box binding protein 1
Cellular component (GO): nucleus
Molecular function (GO): RNA polymerase II transcription regulatory region sequence-specific DNA binding; DNA-binding transcription factor activity, RNA polymerase II-specific
Source: RefSeq, marked validated
GGGCGGGGCCGCGGUGCCGGCAGAGCGCUGCUCGGUGCCGUCUGAUCUGUGCCGGCGGAGCGGUCAUGGCGGCGCUGCGCGGAGCCCCGCGGCUGCUCCUUUUUCCGAGUGAUGCGGCCGAGUCCGCUGCCGGCCGCCGUCUGUCCGUCGUGCUGCCCGCGGGGGCGGCUCCCGACCCCGCGGAGGCUCCUCCGCCGGCCCGCAAGCGGCAGCGCCUCACCCACUUGACCCCCGAGGAGAAGGCGCUGCGCAGGAAGCUGAAGAACCGCGUGGCGGCUCAGAGCGCCCGCGACAGGAAGAAGGCGCGGAUGACGGAGUUGGAGCAGCAGGUGGUGGAGCUGGAGGAGGAGAACCAACGGCUGCUGCGGGAGAACCAAUGGCUGCGGGAGCAGACGGGCAGCCUCUCCCUGGAGAACCAGGAGCUCCGCUGCCGCCUGGGCUUGGACGCUUUGAAGACAGAGCCGGAGUGCGAGUCUACGGAUGUGAAGGAAUCCCAGGUGGAUGACAUCAGGUUGGUGACCGGGUCCGCUGAGUCCGCAGCACUCAGACUACGUGUUCCUCUGCAGCAGGUGCAGGCCCAGCUGUCACCAUUCCUGACAACCUCCACAUGGAUUCUGAUGGCAGUGACUCUUCAGAUUCUGAGUCUGAUCUCCUGUUCGGCUUUCUGGACAGUCUGGACCCAGAAAUGUUUCUCAAAUGUGCUGAUUCAGAAUCAUCCAGCCUGGAAAAGCUGGAGGAAGAGAUGUGUGGAGAAACAAAUUCCAUACCGACCUCCCCCUCUCCCUCUCUGGGGUCCCCAUCAGCUAAGCUGGAGGCCAUUAAUGAACUCAUAAGGUUUGAUCAUGUGUACACAAAACCCUUAAUAUUGGAGUUUCCUGUUAAAAUGGGCAAUGAAACGAAUAUGCUUGUGAAAAUCGAGGGAGUGUCUCUCUCUCCGCCUGAAGACAAAGCUAUUGCUGAGGUCCCAGUAUCUGUGAAAGAGGAACCUGUAGACAGCUUAAUGCCUGAGCUGGGCAUCUCUCAUCUGCUUCCCUCUCAAAAUAGCUUUGCAGCCUCAAGUUAUCUGCUGGAUGCUGGUAGUGACUCUGGAUAUGAAGGAUCCCUGUCACCCUUCAGUGACAUGCCCUCUCCUCUUGACACUGACCAUACCUGGGAGGAUAGCUUUGCCAAUGAACUUUUUCCUCAACUGAUCAGUGUCUAACUUGGUAGUGUUAACUUGUCCCUGGUUAUCUCCUGGCAGGGUAACAGGAUAUGCCCUUUUGGGGGGGUGGAGAGGGGUGGAAUUGACUGUAUUCAGAAAAGUAUUGCUUGUUUCUUUCUAUGAAUGCUGGUAGAUGUAGUGAUGGCCAUUCAUUUCUACUGGUAAGGAAAAAAAAAAAAUAGGGUUGUUUUUCUCCCCCAGUGCUCCCAUUCAGUGUUCUCUUAGAAGAGAAGAAAUUUAAUUUCUCAAUAACUUGGCAAUUUGGAGUGAACCUGAAAAUCAAAAUACUCUUGUUCGACACUGAAAGCUUUAUUGGGAUAUCCAUGUUUAGACAGCUGGGUUAAAACUAAAUAGUCUGUAUGUUUUACAGAUUUAUUGUGUAAAUGCUUGUUUUCUGUUGGCUAUGUAGAGUUGCUUUCUCCAUUUUAUUUAACUAUAUUGGUGCAAUUAAAGUGCAAUGCAGCUCA